AUGGAGGGGCAGUUACAACUCAGCAACCUGUCUGGACUGACACCAGAAGACCAAGACCUUGUCUCGCGGUUUGGACAAGGCCCGAGGCUUCCUGUUCCUCACAACACUGUGCACCAAGCUUUCGAAAGCAUCGUUGACGCAUAUCCUACAGUCGUGGCUGCCAUACACGGGGACCGGGAAAUCACAUAUCACCAGUUGGAUCUCGCUGCCAAUCGUCUUGCACACCACCUCAUAGGCUCAGGUCUUCGACCAAAGCAACGAGUAUGUCUCGUAGUACAACGGUCACUGGAGAUGCUCAUUGGUAUCCUUGCCAUCUUGAAAGCCGGGUGUCAGUACGUACCAAUCGAUGGAGGAGUCGCCUCGAACCAUGCACUGCAGCACAUCUUUGAGGACACAGAAGCUCGUUUCAUCCUCUGCCUAUCCAAGUACUGGGAUAAGGUAAGGCAGUUCGCACGCAAGGAAGCCAUCAUACUGGAGUUGGGCAUGGAUACAGGAGCAUUUUAUUCUCCCCUCAGACCUUGCAUCAAGGUAUCCCCUAACGAUGGAAUCUAUGCCAUGUACACCUCAGGAAGUACCGGCGUACCGAAAGGUGUGGAUGUCAAACAUGGCACCAUGACGAACGCAUUGCUACUGGAACCUGGGAGAUUACGAAUCACCGUCGGCUCCAAGGUUGCUCAAGUGCUGAGCAUCUCUUUUGCUAUGGGCGCAUGGGAGAUGCUUGGUUCUCUUGUCAAUGGAGGUACUCUUUACCUUCGAGGUUCUGAUUGGAACGCCACACUCAAGCAGAUCGACACUUUGAUUUCUACCCCAUCCAUCCUCUCGAAGUAUCAGCAACAAAGCUACUCAAACAUCAAGACGGUCGUCGUCGCAGGAGAAGCAUGUCCACAAUCUCUCGCAGACGAUUGGGCUCAAGGUCGUAGUUUUUAUAACCUUCUUGGCUCGACAGAAGUCUUUCUGUUCUCUGCGCAUCAACACGUGAUAGGAGAGCCCCUCUCCAUCGGUCGGCCACUGCCAAAUACCACAUGCUAUAUCCUCGAUGAUACAGGAAAUCCUGUUCCCGUUGGCCAGAGAGGGACCCUGUGGGUCGGUGGUGCGGGCGUUUCCAAAGGCUAUAUCAAUUUGCCUCUCACAACGGCCGAGAAAUUCCAAGCCGAUAGAUUUUCAAACGACGGCACCACAAUGUACAACUUUGGCAAUGUUGUGUGUUGGAGAGCUGAUGGCUCGUUGGACUCGUUCGGACGCAUGGAUGAUCAAGUGAAGAUCAAGGGCUUCCGUGUCGAACUCGAUGGUGUUACAGCGGUUCUUGAGCAAUUCGAGGGCAUAACGCAAGCAACUUCUCUUGUGAUUGACGGCAUUCUGCAUGGCUUCUAUACAUCAUUGACGCCCAUUAGUGAGAAUGGACUCGAUGUUUUCGUCCGGAAACACCUGCCAUACUACUCAGUACCCGAGCGCUGGAUCCGAGUCGAUACCGUUCCUUUGAACCCUAACGGAAAGGUGGACAAGGCGCAGCUGAAGGCAAUUGCGGCGGAACUCAGCCUUCCUGCAACAGACGUCAAGCCUGCGAAGCCCAACCAUCAACGAGUGGAUUCAGCUUUCGACGAUCUGGUCGCUCGCCAAGAAGUUGUGGUGCCACUUCCUGUCAUCAAGCAAGAGUCUUCUCGAACUUCUAUCCACGACAUCGAUCUCGAGAAAGGAGUGCGAUGCAAGACUUCACAUCUCAGCUCUUCAUCCGGAAGCACAAACGCAGACGAUAUACUAGCUAUUCUACCAGAGGCCAAUGGAUCACCCACUGGACAUUGGUUACGCCACCGCGGGCUAAUCGCAUAUCGCUGGUUUCUUAUCCCGAUCGUCGCUGUGAACAUCGGGGUGGCAUGCUGGAUUCUGAAUCGUGGCAUCAAAGACCAACACUACCCUCUGUCAUACGUCGCAACAGCCACAGCAGCGAACCUCUGCGCUUCAAUCCUAAUACGUUCGGAGCCAGUGAUCAACCUCCUCUUUACUGUGUUUUCCUCGGUCCCUACCUGGAUGCCACUGGCAGUACGUCGCAUCUGCGCGAAUGUUUAUCACGUUGGUGGUAUACACGUCGGUUGUGCUAUUGCCGCAGUAAUCUGGUUCAUCGCCUUUGUGGUCGGUGCAAGCAUUGACCUCGCCAAAGACGCAAAUGCGCGAGCUAUUACGCUGGCUCCAACAGUCUUGACCUACCUAAUUCUGGCGUUACUUCUUUCAAUGACCGUACUUUCGCAUCCAUUUCUCCGCAAUAGAUACCAUGACCUAUGGGAGAACUUACACCGUUUUGGCGGCUGGACGGUGCUCAUUCUCUAUUGGGUACUGGUCGGCCUUUCUACCAAGGACCUGAGCCGCGGAUCUGGUCAGUCCACGUCGGGGGCCUAUCUUCGCAAUCCAUCGAUAUGGCUGAUCGCAGCGGCAUCGCUAGCAAUCAUCUUCCCGUGGCUUUUCCUUCGCCGUGUUCCUGUCCGAUCUGAGGUUCUGUCCUCCCAUGCUGUCCGUCUACACUUCGAUUCGGAGGUCGCUCCAGGUCAGGGUGUCCGUCUCGCCGAACGCCCACUCAGCGACUGGCAUGGAUUCGCUACCAUCACCAAUGCGCGUGGCAACAACCUAGACAGCAAUGGGAAAGGAUACUCGGUAAUCGUCAGCCGUGCUGGCGAUUUCACAGGUCGCGCUAUCGACAAUGCACCGACACAUAUCUGGCGACGAGGUAUCCCUACCUGCGGUGUCCUACGUAUCGCUACUCUUUUCAAGAGCGUGGUAGUGGUGGCGACAGGAUCCGGCAUCGGCCCAUGCCUCUCUAUAUUCCCAUAUCACCAAAUCGCUAUGCGCAUUCUCUGGACAGCACCAAACCACGAGAAGACGUUUGGUAGGUCCAUCGUUGCAGACGUCCGUCGGCGAGACCCAAAUGCGGUCAUUUACAACACGCGAGAGUCAGGAAAGCCUGACAUGAGUCUAUUGACAUAUAGACUGUAUAAAGAGAGCGGUGCUGAGGCGGUACUGGUCAUCAGCAAUAAGCGAUUCACGCAGCAGGUCGUUUAUGACAUGGAGAAACGUGGCAUCCCAGCGUAUGGAGCGAUUUUUGAUUCUUAG
Molecule: messenger RNA, 3099 nt
Organism: Ascochyta rabiei
Lineage: Eukaryota; Fungi; Ascomycota; Dothideomycetes; Pleosporales; Didymellaceae
Exons: 8
Coding region: 1-3099 (1032 amino acids)
Source: RefSeq, a predicted model, not a curated record